GGCCCUGAAGCAUCUUGUCGCCCCCGACCAUGGCUACGGACAGCGAGGCUCCGAAAGGGUCGCCUGAUGAAGAACUCAACGACCUCCUCAAGGAAUUCGACGAGGUGAUCCAAGACUUCGACAACGGCAGCGCCUGCCAAUACGAAGAGCACUUGGAGGAGCUGAAGCGGCAGAACGCCUGCAGUGUCUACGACAGUGGGAUCGAUGAGCUGGAGAGUGCCAGCACCUCUCCGGGAAGCAGUUUAAACAGCAGCGAGGAAGACAUCCACUCCCCACUCACCCCUUCCUACUCCAAAGCUAAACUGGGAGAUACAAGAGAUCUGGAGAAUUACAUUGCUGACCUGGAUAAAGUGCUGGCUGACAUGUGAGAGGCGACGUUUUAUCUCCAGAGAAGGAAUUUUCCAGACGAUCGCUUCAGCUGGGCCUGCUUGCCUGCCUCCUCACUUUCUUUGUAUUCUUCCCUGGAAGGACCAAGCCAAGAGCCGACGAUCCAGAUUGAGGAUCUAUCCUGGAGAGGUCCCUUGGGGCCUUAGACUCCAGAUCGCAAAUCUCUUUGCAGACAAUCAAAUGCAGCUUUCCAAAAAAUACUAGGCCAGGGGGUGAGGGGAAGGUGAGACUAACAAAAUAUAGAUGUUACCUUUCGACUUGAAGGGAGCACCUUAGGGGUUUCAUUUGGAAAGGGAAAUUUUCCAUUGGCAGCUCUCCCGCUUUACUGGACCACAAGAACAGAGUGUUGCUCUCUAAUAGUAUCUGAGUGAAGAUUGUGCUGAAACCGUCCUCGCCUUUCCUUCCUGCCCUCCCCUUUUCUGUCCCCCAGAGUCCUUCGAAGGUGCCAAAGUGUCGUAACCCAAAUAACUCUAAGGCUGAAUAAGUGGGUGUUCCCCGUGGCCCUUGAGAUCCCAAUCUGUAAUCCCAUAAUUUCUUAAUGAAUUGCUUACAGAAUGGAGAAGCAGCAAGUUCUGGUGGCUAAAUGGUGGGCCUGGGAGUCCGAAGGACCUGGGUUCUAAUCCU
Molecule: messenger RNA, 1011 nt
Organism: Tachyglossus aculeatus (Australian echidna)
Lineage: Eukaryota; Metazoa; Chordata; Mammalia; Monotremata; Tachyglossidae
Product: regulator of cell cycle RGCC-like
Exons: 5
Coding region: 30-368 (112 amino acids)
Biological process (GO): regulation of cell cycle
Cellular component (GO): cytoplasm
Molecular function (GO): protein kinase binding; protein kinase activator activity
Source: RefSeq, a predicted model, not a curated record